AUGAGAGCCAUCACUAUAAUUGUCCUUGUGCUCCUCUCUGCUCUGCUUCUGGUCUCAGGGUUUGCUUCAGCGACUGAUCCCGAGAAGAGGGUGAAGGAAUGCAAACACCAGUGCAAGCAGCACAAGGGUUACACCGAGCAAGAGAGGGAGAUUUGCCGGAGCCAGUGCGAGAAGGAGUUCGAAGAAGGCGGCGGUGGCCGGAGACACGAGGAUCCGGAGAAGAGGCUGAGGGAGUGCAGGGAGAGCUGCCCGGAAGGUCGAGGACAGACGAGGGCUCUGUGCCGAUUCCGGUGCCAGCAGAAGUACGGCCAGGGGAAGGGUGAUGUUGAUGGCGGGAAGUAUUACUAUGAUGUAGAAGAGGAAGAGAAGGAAGAGAUGUUUGGAGAAGGUGGGGAAAGGGAAGAGUCUCCUUAUGUUUUCAAGGACGAGCAUUUCCUGACGAAAGCUCGGAGCCAGCACGGAAGGGUCGAUAUCCUCCAGAGGUUCACUGAGAAAUCAGAGCUUCUGAAAGGGAUCGAGAAUUACAGGAUCGGUGUUCUUGAAGCUAAUCCGCAGACUUUCGUUAACCCCGGCCACUUCGAUGCAGAUGGUGUUCUCUUUGUAGCACAAGGAAGAGGGACGUUUACAAUUAUACGGGAGAACAGAGGGCGAACGACUUCCAGGAGCGAGAUCAAGAGGCACAGCUUCAACAUUGAGACUGGAGAUGUGAUUAGGGUUCAUGCUGGAACUCCUGCAUACAUUGUGAACAAGCACGAAAGCCAGAAGCUAGUGAUCAUCAAUUUCAUUCGACCCGUCAACGCUCCUGGAACAUUCGAGGCAUUCCACGGGGCAGGUGGCGAGAACCCGGAAUCUUUCUUCAGAGCAUUUAGUCCUGAGCUGCUUGCAGCUGCUUUUAAGGUUGAUAGGGAGAGUCUGCAGAGGAUCUUCCAACAACAACAGGAAGGAACGAUCAUGAAAGCAUCCAAGGAGCAAAUCAGGGCUUUGACCCAUGGGGAGGAAGGUGGAGGAAUUUGGCCAUUCGGCGGCGAAUCGAGCGGUCCAUUCAAUCUCCUCCAUAGGCGCCCUGUUCAGAGGAACAAGUAUGGCCAGCUGUUCGAAGCAGACCCCAACGAAUUCGAGCAGCUCGAAGAUCUCGACCUCAUGGUCUCCUUUGCCAACAUCACUCAAGGAGCAAUGGCUGGACCAUUCUACAACUCGAAGGCCACGAAGAUCGCUUACGUGGUGGACGGUGAAGGCUACUUCGAGAUGGCUUGCCCUCACGUUUCCAGCACCAGGAAGGGAAGGAGGGGACAGAGCGGCCGCACCGAGGGUUCGCGCGAGGGCCCGAGUUACGGGCAAGUGAAGUCCCGGCUGAGGAGAGGCAUGGUGUUCAUAGUCCCCGCGGGCCACCCCGUGGCGACGGUGGCAUCGACUAGCAGCAACCUCCAGGUCCUGUGCUUCGAGGUGAAUGCGCAGGACAACUUCAAGUUCCAGCUUGCAGGGAAGAACAACGUGAUGAGCAAGAUGGAGAGCGAGGCGUUGGAGCUAGGGUUUGGGGUUCCGGCUCGGGAAGUGGAGAAGAUUUUCGGGAAUCAGAAUGAAGAGUUCUUCUUCCCCGGUCCAGAGAUGCAGCAGCAGCGCAAGAGAGGUUAUAGUGAUGUGUAGGGCUGUUGAAAGGGUUAAGAAGAGAGGUGAAAUGUUUCGAGUGGAAAGUGUGUAAAUUGUGAAGAGAGAAUAAGAACAAAUCCCAUGCGUGUUGAGAGAAUAAUAAGCUUUUCAUCCUCUUGCUGUUUUCUGUAAUGUUCGCAUGUCGUCUCUCCUGCUUCCUACUGUGAAAAUUUUAAGUGUACCGCUGACCAUAAUGAAAACU
Molecule: messenger RNA, 1849 nt
Organism: Linum tenue
Lineage: Eukaryota; Viridiplantae; Streptophyta; Magnoliopsida; Malpighiales; Linaceae
Source: the annotation of a GenBank genome assembly